Nothobranchius furzeri (turquoise killifish) is the source of this 9586-nucleotide messenger RNA. It is a transcript of the gene npas4l, whose product is annotated as neuronal PAS domain protein 4 like. Lineage: Eukaryota; Metazoa; Chordata; Actinopteri; Cyprinodontiformes; Nothobranchiidae. The record is from RefSeq and is a predicted model, not a curated record. Gene Ontology annotation, molecular function: protein dimerization activity; DNA-binding transcription factor activity, RNA polymerase II-specific; RNA polymerase II transcription regulatory region sequence-specific DNA binding. Gene Ontology annotation, biological process: regulation of transcription by RNA polymerase II.
AAAGGCCAGUGUCAUCUACAUCAGGACAAAGGAAUAUUUAUAGUAUUAGUAAAGGAGAGUGUGGAGUGUUUCUCUGCUAGCAGAAGCUAACUGUUAGCAUUAGCACGUCCACCACGUGGUAGAACACGUUCAGGCUAGUCAUUAGUGGAGACAAAACAUCAACGAUGCAACUUUUAUCCAAAGAAGAAGAGCAAGCGGAGGCAGCAGAAGAGUUACGAUUCUGUUAGCCAGUCAGAGGAUACAUCAUGGAUGUUAAUGAGUGAAACACCAAUCCCUGUUGUUUCUGAUGCCCCCCAUACACACACAUGCACACACACCCACACACUCCUGUUACUACUAUCCCUUAAAACAGAGCGGGAGCUUUUUUUUACAUAUUGGAAACCACUAAAGCAUCCGCUCAUGAUAGAGACAACUUUAAAGACCAAGUUCACGUGUUUUUUUCCCCCAAUAAAUUUGGAAUGCUCUCUAGAAUGAAUGAAUGAAUCCCUUGUAAGUUGACCUUUUGGGGUCAAGUCCCCCAGUGAGUCGUGGAGGAUGGCUGCUUAUACUGAGCCAGGAUUCUCUGGAGGUUUCUUCCUGUUAAAAGGGAGUUUUCCUCUCCACUGUCGCUGCAUGCUUGCUUAGUAUGAGGAUUGCUGUAUAGUCACUGACACUAGUCAGUGACUUGAUGCAAUUUGCUGGGUUCCUUAUAUAGGAAACAUUAUUUCAGAUUGGCUUAAUGAACUGUGAAUUGGAAUGUUUAUUAUGUGAAGUGCCUUGAGACGACUCUUGUCGUGAUUUGGCGCUUUAUAAAUAAACUUGAAUUGAAUUGGUGCUCCUGUUUCAGGAAGUAGAUGUUAGCCAGAGGAGAGAGGAGCAGAAAAUGGCAGGAUUUGGAGUCUUGUUUCUUGUUAUUGAUAUAAAUUACGCAAGCCUGGAGGAGUUCUGCUGUGUGGUGAGGUUGCUAAUGCUAACGGUUAGCUUCUAGUAGAGACGUUCUCUGCCGUUUCCUGGAAGCUAAACCAAUAACAGCCAUCCCUGUUGUGAGCCAAGAUGAGUCCAUGAAUGCUAAUUUUCGGUGUGACGUAGAUCUGACUGGCUUUCCCUCAUCUAUUUUCUAUUGGCAGCUUAAAUAGGGGUAGAAGACUGUUUUCACAUUCAGUCUGCACGUGAAACUCAGAAUGACAGAUUAUUUAUCAAAAAUGAGUUUUAAAAAAACAGUUUCUUGUGAACUUGCUCUUUAAUAUUUCUCUGCAAAUACGACCCUUGUCGUGUUUAUGUUUGUUUAUUUGGCAGACACUUUUAUCCAAAGCGACGUACAAAUGUUAACCUGUAGGGCAUGUUGUGAUCUGUGGGGGAAAUCCAGAGGAAACCCACACAUGCAUGUGGAGAACAUGCAACUCCACACAGAUAGGCCACGAGUUUCGGACCUGCAACCUUCUUAUUGCGAGGCAACAGUGCCAACAACUGCGCCACUGUGCAGCCCAUCAUCAGCUGGUUUAUAUUUCCCCUAAAGCGUUGAAGAGUUAUUGGCUCUGUUGUUUCAGCUAAAUGAAACGUCUCCCAGCUCACCGCUGAUCCACAACUAGACAGAUUACCAAAGGGUCACUUCUAGAGGAGGGUGUGUGCGCAUUACAAUGGCUACGGUCCAUUAGCUUAUCAUUAGGGGGAUAGAGUCGGUGCAUAAGGCUACAGAGGAAAAAGAAAAGCUUUUCUCUCAUUUGUUAAAGAGCAAGUCACCCCCAAAUCACAUUUUUUUUUUGCUGAUAAACUAUAUAAAGGAGUGUCUAAUCAUGCUACAGACACAUUUAGUCAAUAAUUUGGCACUUCAGUGCAUCUUAGUUAAAAUUUAAAUAUUCUGCCUAAAACUGUCAGUGUUGCGCCGUUGUCAGGGGAAAAUUAUGCACUGUAUUUGAAUUUAAAUCUGCCACCGCUAUUGGCUAAGAGGUAUGCUAUGAUGUCAUCUGGUACAUUAUGAUGUCAUAAUGCCAUUGUGAGCCUGUGUGUGUGUAUUUGUUAGUGGCUCCGUCCUCUUGGUCUGCCAAGCAACAGCAUUUGUUGCAUUUUUCAAACAUGAAGUGGGAGUGAAGUAAGUUUCUUGUAGGGGGUGACUUGCUCUUUAAGGACUCAAACUAAAAUGAACAAGACCAUGAAACUCUGGAUUAGACCAGCUGAAUGAAAACGCUCUUCAUUUUAGUUUUGGGAUGAAAGAAACGGCCGAACGUUUCGGUUUUAAUGAUGAAGCUAGAUAUUUAUUUAUAACAACACUGAAAGUUAACGUAAAGGUUAAAAAUAUGUCCAGGAAGUCAUCUAUUCACACAUUUAGAAGUUUGGACCUGUGAAAGUCUUACCUGUGGUAGACAGAACAGCUUCAGGUGGAGAUACAGAUCCGUCCUGAGACAAAAGCAAAGUUCUGGUGCUAAUAUUAAAAUCCAGAAAGAAGAUGACCGGAAUUCAACUCCUUUCGAUAGCAGAUAACUAAUAAAUUGCUAGUAUUUGAACUGCUAUGAAAUGAGUUAUUUGAAGAUGAUGAACCCUUUUGUUUGGAACGGUUUCUCCAGUGGUCGUCCAGGUAAGACAUUUGUUGUUCGUAACUUUUCCAGAUGUCAACCGAGCUCCUUCUUUAACUCGGUUUGUUCAAAACAAACCAAAUUAGCUGUGGUGUCAGAAUUCAGACAUGAAUUUAAAAAUCUGAUGAAAAUGUGGUGAAACUCGAGAGCACUAUUUCUAAAUUUUCACCUGAAUACCUCUAAGGAAGUUUUUGCAAAGACCUAAAUUAGAAUGAACGUUUAAAAAUGUAUCGGACCCUUACUUCACAUUGUGCUCUGUGUUUUGAAAAGUUGCACAUAAAAGUAACAGGAAGAAACAGCUCGAUGCAAAAAUCUGGAGCUUUUUCCUCAAAGGGCACCAUCUACAGGCGGAAAUAAUGAAUUGCACCUUGAGCCGCUCUCCAUACUUUCUUGGUUACGGCUGGAAGCAACUAGUCUGGCCAGCCAUGUCAGUGCUUGCUUGUUGGAAGCAAAAGGCCAGGUAACGCUCCCAUUCAGAUCACCCCACCCCCUGAGAAAUCGAACCGAGCCAAUCGGUGCCGAGCAGCGUACGUCACACACCGCGACGCUCCGUUUCUCAUAAACAACGAAGACGGCGUCUGUUCGCUACGGCUCUUUCCUCUUUUCUAAAUGACUUGGACACGUCUUCAAAACCACAACAAGAAGAAGCGCUAAAAGCCUUUCAUCUAAGGAAAGAUGUUUGCGCUGUCGCCAGACGCCAGCAUUGACCACAGCGUUGCACGAUACAGUCAGCGUUUCUGCCUUUUUUCUGGCUAGUCUCGCCCUUCACGGUGCCCUCUGCCUCGAGUGUGCAGACUCGUCCUCUGUGUAGAACAGACCGAGGGCGAGUCUGGCGGGCCUGGCUAGGAAGCAACGCCUGUUGCUCGUGAACAUGCGCACCUGUAACCGGGCGACGGCACUAAAAUGUUUCGUUUAACAAUCAUUGAUCCUGAAACGAUGUUUAUUUAUAGGCUCACUUGUUCGUCAGGGUAUCUGCAGGUUUAAGGGAGCCAAAUGUAAGACUUUUUAAGACCUUUUUUAAGGCCACUUUGACCAAAUUUAAGCUUGUCUUCGUCUUCCUCCGCUUAUCCGGGUCCGGGUCAUGGGGGCAGCAUCCCAACUAGGGAGCUCCAGACCGUCCUCUCCCCGGCCAACUCCACCAGCUCCUCCGGCAGGACCCCAAGGCGUUCCCGGACCAGAUUGGAGAUGUAACCUCUCCAACGUGUCCUGGGUCGACCCGGCGGCCUCCUGCUGGCAGGACAUGCCCGAAACACCUCCCCAGGGAGGCGUCCAGGAGGCAUCCUGACCAGAUGCCCAAACCACCUCAACUGACUCCUUUCGAUCCAGAUCCAAAUUUAAGCUAUUUUUUAAAUUAAUUUUAAGCUAUAAUUUCCAGCUAUUGCCUGGAACCGGUGCUAACCACGUCGCGAACGUGGGAUUAGCCAUCCAGUUACCAUUAAACUUGCACUUCUCCGUGGCGCAAGCUCCCACUAGCUUAACCAGCUAACGUGCUCAUCUAAAAAUAGCCCCCUUUCACAACCAACUGAAUGUGUACGGUUCCGCUUACGCCAACAUCGUACACAAAAAAUGCUGAAAUUCACGAAAAUGUCAUAGAAAUAAAAUAAUCUAGUUUAUUGGGUCUUUGGUAAUUUAAGACCUUUGGAAACUGUAUUUAAGGAUUAUUUGUCAUUUUUAAGGAUUUUCAAGGCCUUAAAUUUGGAAAAGUAAAUUUAAGACUUUUUAAGGACCCGCGGAUACCCUGGUUCGUAAGAAAUGCCGCUAACUCUUCAGCAGUCUGGCUACUUCUGCAAACACUCUCUGGCUUCUGUGCCAAAGCAGAUGUCUAGCUUUUGGCUAAUGCUGAACAGCGCUCAAUUCAAAAUGCAUCCGGCUCUUCUGGACGGGGGGGGGGGGGGCUUGGCAAAGAAAAUGUUGAUGUCUUGUCUACGUUGUGUCAAAGAGGGUCGGAUUUCUACAACACCCACCCAUAAUUCCUGAAAGUGGGAAAACUCCGGAUUGCAGCCAUAACUUUGUAAUGACUGCAGGUAUUUAAAUGACAUUUAAGACCACACGGGGAGACGUCAACUGUCCUCCCGGACUUUAAACCCCUACACUCAUCCAGCUCCUGCGUCCUGCUGAGAACCAGCAGCACCAGUCGUCUGAUGGCCCUCGUCUGUUUCAGCGGGUACUUUGGGUAGUCAUGGUGCCACCCCCACCCCCAACAGGUCCUCAGACUACCUAGUGAGAUUUGUGGAGGUCUGAUCAUUUCAAAAUGUCUAACCCUGAACCCAGUAGGUUCCUGUCUGUCACCAGCCGCCUGCUAUAAAGCCCGUGUUAUCUGCAGCGUUAAGUGCAAGCCACAGACGGAGGGUCAGCUCAAAGCGAGGCAGCCGAGACACCCUGUCCCGCCGGGUCCCACCGCACACAGGAAGCAGGGCUGCGUCGGGUCCCCUCUGUCUGGCCCUGGAGCCUGCCUCCACCAGCAGCGCAGGCGCUAAUGCAGGGAGACACUCAGGCAAAUUACUCUCUAAUUUCCCCUCAGGACUCCGAUGGUCCCACUGGCCCUCGAGAAUCAGACUAAGGAUUUGUCCUGAGUGAUUUGUUUUGUCUUGUCCGCCCGUAUCGCUGUCCGGUUCCUUCACUCAAGUUCUAGUUCCCUGCUCUCCACUAGUGGAGCUCAUUAAACCCACCGCGGUCAGGAGGUGGAACUUUUUAGUGUCGGAUCAUGAAAUCUCAGUUUUAUUUGAUCGGGGGUGAGUGGCAGCUUUUCACAAACGGUUUCAUUUCUAUUUAGCACCUAGUCAUGUGAUACCCAUAUUUAUGGUCUAAAGGAUCUGAUUCGAAUCUCCGCCCCGGUGCGUCAUGAUUACAGACCUGUUGCUUAAUUCUCUCCCAGCAGGGGUUUAAUUGAGUGACUCAAACACGCAGCUGAAGCUUUAUGAAGACAGUCUCUCUGAGUGGGAUCCGAGUGACAGGAUCUCCAGGGUUAUGGCAUCAGACGCCAUUUUAAGAACUCCACUUCCUGUUAAAAAUGUGUUUACUGUCACAAUGUUUUAUUUCCGUUCAUUCUAACAGAUUUAACUGAUGAGAAAACCUGUUUUUUUAUGUUUUUCGUGAUAAUUAGAAGUAUUUAUCUUUGUUGGGGUGCUUGAAGGAUGCGUUUAACGAUGCGUUGCUUUGUCAUUUCAUCAUGACUGCAGCUCCAAACCCUCAACGCGUCUCCUCUGAUUAAAAACAGGCUCCAGCAGAAUGAGUGAAAAUUAGAGCACUUUGGCUUUUUCUGUUAAAUGUUUAUGACAUUGACGCAGAACUGUUAAAAGCCGCAAAACCCAAAUACUUCGCCUCGAUGGACAGCAGGUGAGGAAUCCUGAAGGAUUCACUUGAAAUCCUGGAGGAGAGGUUUUUUGAAGCGGUGCUAAACUUUGUACCGAUGGUGUGGAGAAGAAACAAAAAUGUGCGUUCACUUUUCAUCGUUUAAUCAGGUUUCAGGACUUGAAACCAACAAGGACAAUCACGCUUUGUUUUGUAAGCAUGUGGAGCGCAUUUGCCUGUUGUGUGACGUCUCUGACUGCUUUAGCAUGCAGAUCUCCUUUCUAAACCUUUAAAAUGACUAGUUUCGACUAGCUAGCCUGUUUUAUGUUUUGCAGUAACGUUUUGAUGAUUCUCAAGACUUUGGGGAAAGUAUUCCACAAAAUUCCUAUCCCUGGAGUCAAAUUAACAGCAGCAGUGAGACAUGGCGGUGGUGGUGUGAUGGUCUGGGGCUGAUCUGAUCCAUGAAUUCUGCUCACUAGCAGAACAUUCUGAAGGAGAUCCUCUGACCUUUGACCUUAAACAGGCCCUGCUGGAAUGCCCUCCACUAAAUCCAAGCUGUAAAGAAAAGUGAGACUCCAUCUGAUUGAGUUAUUGCUGCUGACAUCAUCACUAUUAUUUGUCAUUUACAUUUUUUUCACAUGGUUUGGAUCAGUUAUUACUCUUAAAUAAAAAUAUAUUGAAUAAAACUACUUCCUGUGUUUAAUUUAGUCUGUUUUUUUAUUUAUUUACUGGUUUGAAACAAUUAAGAUACAGAAAUAUAUGCAGAAAUGAACUUGUAAUUAAACAUUAGUGAUAUAAUGGUGCAGAGAUGAAUUCAAUCAUCUCAAUCAAGAGGCUUGACUCCCAUUUCUUCCAUGGUGAAGGAAUUAAAGUCAUAAAUCAUUCAGGAGAUAACUAACUUAUCCAGAUCCAUCCAGAGGAUUUCUUGUUGAUUCAUAAUUCAGAAGCGAAUCUCUCCUCCAGUGGGGGUUUAUUUUUAGGGCUCAGUUAACUAAAUAUAACCUGUUAGUCAUGCGUCACGCAUCAGAGGUGAUCCCGCGGGUUUCUUCUCCCCUCCUGCUCCCUGGAUCAGAGGUGUUGGGUUGAGCCUUUAAAAGGAGGAGCGACCGAUGCUUCACCCAAACCGCCCCGAGUGGAGCUGCAGAGGUAAGGGGAACAGGUUGGUAGUUUCAUUUAUGCGUCAGUUUCAGUGACGUUUGCGUCACGCUCAGCGAGAAAACAAAGCCCUAGUUUGCGUAAUUAAGUUCCUCUGGUUUGAUGCGUGUUUAAAAUCAGCAAUUUUUAACCUCCAGGAGGAAACGAAAGGAGUUAAAAUGACAUUUUGGUGCACCACCUGCAAAUGUCACGUCAGCAGUCCGUGCGCGUCUCACCAUCUGCCCGAGGAGCACCGGCGCGCGGUCUGCAGGAGGUUCAGAGCCACCAAAGGAGCCUCCAAAGCUCGAAGAGACCACAUCAAUCACGAGAUCAGGAGUCUGCGCGCGCUGCUUCCCAUCAGCCAGGAGGACCAGGAGCGCCUCUCCUACCUUCACUCCAUGGCUGCCAUCUGCACUUACAUCAGGAAGUCUGUUCUCUUCCAUGGGCUCCCGGCAGGGCGGGGGUCGUGCUUCUCUGUGCCCUACGAGGCCUUCCUGGAAUCCCUGCCCGGCUUCAUCCUCGUCACCACCGCUCAGGGCAGGCUGGUCUACGUGUCUGAAAAUGUGGAUGAAUUCCUGGGUCUUUCCAUGGUCGACGUUCUACAAGGCGACACGAUUUAUGACUUGGUGGAACAUUCUGAUGUGGAGGUUGUCCGGUCCAGUCUGCGCAUUGAGAAGGAUUCCUCUACAGAGAGGAGCUUCGUGUGCUCCAUGCAGACCUCCAAGUCCUUUAAGCUACAGUACGGCAGCUGCUGCUCCAUGCUGGUCAGAGGCAGCUUCCAGCUCCUCCCUCACUCCAGCGAGCCCCUGUUUGUGGCCCUCUGCACGCCCACGGUGAAUCGCCUGACCAGGGCCAGUUCUCACAUGUGUCACGUCUUCAGCAGCAGACACAGACCGGACAUGAGCUUCAUUCAGGUCUCAGACAGUGUUUCAUUCCUUCUGGGGUUUUCCGUGGAGGAGCUGACGGGACACUCGUGGUACAGUCUGGUGCAUCCUGAAGAUCUGGCGCUGGCUGCAAAUUCCCAUAGAAGUUUAAUUCAGGCAGACGAGGGCUUCCAGGUGGAGAUGGUACUGAGGCUCCAGCACUCGGAUCUGUCAUGGAGCUGGAUCUAUAUUCGUGCUAACAAGAACUUGGAAUGCUACAACAUCAGCUGCACUAACUGCAUCAUCAGUGGAACGGAAGCCAAAUUUCUGCAGACGAGUACGAGCAGCGAUGCUUUCAGGCCAUCAGCCGCUCCAAAUCACCCACAUUCAGCUCAACAGGCGUCUGAGAAUCAGAGCUACAGCUCUAAAUGUUACAAAAGGCAGCGGACGACCAACAGCCAAAGUGAAGGAAUGGGAGCUGGAACGCAAAUCGAGUCCGAGAAAGAGAUUCAUUUUGUGUUUCGCACCUCCUACCAAGCCGAUCCCUCUCCAGUUCCCUCGGGCGAAAGCCUCGCUCUCUUCACCCCUCCCUGCAGCCCCACCUCCUCCAGCUCCCCUCUGCAGCAGGAGGAGCUCAGCCAUGACCUCCUGGUGGAUGUGCAUGAAUGCACACAUCAGCUGCUGUCCUCUCCAGAGCCCUCUCCUUCUCAUUACCCCUACCCAGGAGGGCUCACCUGUCUCCCAUCACCUACCGACUCCCUCCCCGCCACAGCAGAACAAAUGUUUCACCAGAGAGACUUUGACUCAUUCACAACACGCUCUUCUCUUUCCUCCCUAUCUCCGGUCUACAAUGAUUUCCAAGCUUGUCCAUCAGAUGCUCGAUUAGUUCCGGACUGCCUCUCCAUGUCAGACAUGUGUGAGAGCCCAUCAGAAAGUUUGUCUCUGCAUCCUGAUGAUUUUGACCUUCUUGAGCCUCCACAAGGGGGCAGUCUUGGUCAAAUGCACCACCAAGAGCUUCCCAUGCAUUCCAGUUUUCUUACACCUCACCAGUCUCCCAUGUCAACAGAGCCUAGCCAGUACAACGAGAGGGAGCAGGAGGAGAUCAGCAUCCUGGCGCAGCAGAUCUCCUCCCUAGCCAGCAGCUUCGACAUGAACCACACCCUGAACCUGCUCCAAAACAUGGCCCAAACCGCCGUCAUCGCUCCACACUCAGCCUGCACCUGUCAGCAACAUCCUCCUCUCUUCUCAGCCCCACUUCCUAAGAAACAACUGGUUAGCGAUGACUUCAUGUUUCAGAGCAUCCUCAAAGACCUGGUCACAAGAAAGAGUGCCGCUUCCUGCCCUGACAGUAUUUCGUACAGCUAUCAGCCGGGCUUGGUGAGCGGAUCCCACCAUGUGGACCCGAUCACAGACGAUUCUCUGCCAGGGGAGCAGCUCCACAUGGGCUGUACCGCUCCAGAUCCCUUCGGUUUACAGCUGGGGCUCCAGAACCAGAAUACUGGGUUGCAUCAACUCAACCACUACUUCCAGUGUCGCCUGCAGCAGGACGAACUUGCUGAAGAAAACUUGUACUGAAAUAAGUCUGUGACUUACUCUUCUACCGCAUGUAUGACAUAUUGUCAGGGCCGUCUUCCUACACUGGGUUCUAGCAGGAAAUUAGAGCAAAAAGGACAUUUUUGAGUCGAUUCUGUUUGCUGUUUUACUAACAAUUAAUGAAUGUAUAAAACAGACCGAGUCUAUUUGAAUGAG